Molecule: messenger RNA, 2115 nt
Organism: Lachancea nothofagi CBS 11611
Lineage: Eukaryota; Fungi; Ascomycota; Saccharomycetes; Saccharomycetales; Saccharomycetaceae
Source: the annotation of a GenBank genome assembly
AUGACAGAAACUGUCGGAAACGAAGCGGUUUUGAAAACUCAGAAUUCACUUAAAAGAUCAAUCGAUGAUGGUGUGGACAAAACUGAUUCCCCAUCAACGGCUGUGAAAAGGCCUGUAAUCGUACCAGCUUGCCGGCCAAGACUGCAGUAUACCCCCUUGAAAACUGGCCUAUGCUACGAUGUCAGAAUGCGCUACCAUGCCAAGAUCUUCACUUCGUACUUUGAAUACAUCGACCCGCACCCAGAAGAUCCUAGACGUAUCUACAGAAUCUACAAAAUCCUGGCAGAAAAUGGGCUUGUCAAUGAUCCGACGCUGAGUGGCGUUGAUGAUAUUGGUGACUUGAUGCUAAAAAUUCCAGUACGGGAGGCGACCGAUGCAGAAAUUCUACAGGUGCACACAAAAGAACACCUGGAUUUUCUGUCUCGAACUCCACAAAUGACGAGGGACCAGCUCCUCAAGGAGACAGAGAAGGGCGAUUCUGUUUAUUUCAAUAACGACUCAUUUUUGAGUGCCAAACUAUCGUGUGGAGGAGCAAUAGAAGCGUGCAAGGCAGUUGUAGAGGGUCGUGUAAAAAACGCGUUAGCCGUGGUACGGCCACCAGGCCAUCAUGCUGAGCCUGAACUUGCCGGAGGAUUUUGUCUUUUCAGCAAUGUGGCCGUAGCAGCCCAAAAUAUGCUCAAGAACUACCCUGAAAGUGUGCGCAAAAUCAUGGUUCUUGAUUGGGACGUACAUCAUGGAAAUGGAACUCAGAAGGCCUUCUACAAUGAUGACAGAGUGCUCUACAUUUCUCUCCAUAGGCACGAGCCAGGAAAAUACUAUCCAGGAACUAUACACGGAAACUACGAUCGCAUUGGAGAGGGAAAGGGUGAAGGAUUCAAUUGCAACAUACCCUGGCCAUGUGGAGGUUUGGGAGAUGCAGAAUAUUUAUGGGCGUUUGAGCAAGUGGUAAUGCCCAUGAGUCGUGAAUUCCAGCCUGAUCUUGUAAUCAUAUCUUCGGGUUUUGAUGCGGCUGAUGGUGACACUAUUGGUCAGUGCCACGUAACUCCUAGCUGUUACGGUCAUAUGACGCACAUGCUCAAGUCUUUGGCCAAAGGCAACUUAUGCGUUGUGCUGGAAGGAGGAUAUAGCCUAGAUUCCAUUGCCAAGAGCGCACUAGGAGUUGCCAAAGUACUCAUAGGCGAGCCGCCUGACGAAUUGCCUGUGAUUAAGCAACCAAAAUCUGAAGCUGUUGAAAUCAUUGACACCGUCAUCCGAACUCAGUCCAAAUAUUGGAAAUGUUUCAAAAGUACACAUGCUAAUGACGGUUGCUCUUUUAAGCAAAAGGUGACCAAUACUAUAAUAAACAAGAACUUUCCGCUGCAGAGCGCCAUACGUCAGCAACAAAUGCGCCAUUUAACAAGCGAAUUUAGCUUUGUCACCUUACCUCUUUUCAAAAUGGAUCUUCCUGAUGACACCGUGAUAUGCUCACCAAAUAUUUACGAUUCUCAAGCAAUAAUCAUCUGUGUCCACGACACACCUGAAAUUUGGGCUCAGCGAAGUCGAGUUACCGGAACUAUUGACCCUUCUAUGUCCAUAAUUAUUGAUACUACCCUUGACGUCAUUAAGUGGGCAUUCGAGAAAAAUUACGGAGUAAUUGAUAUCAACAUACCACAGUCUCUACAUGAACAAGAUAACUACUCUGCUGUCACAACUGCACAGGAGGUACUUGUUUUUAUUUGGGAUAAUUAUCUCAAGUAUUUUCCUGUGCUCAACAAAGUGGCUUUUGUCGGAAUCGGGGAUGCGCAUAGCGGGAUAGUCCAUUUAUUAGGUCACAGGGAUACAAGGAGUGUCGUUAAGUCCGCUAUCUCAUUUAUAGACCAGAGACCUCUAAGACCACUGAUACCUUUGGUUGAUGAAUCUCUGGCCGAUUGGUACUAUAAAAAUUCUUUGGUCUUCGCAAGCACCGAGAACACAUGCUGGGGCAGCGAUGGAAACGAAAACAAAAAGCCUAGAAAGAAGUUCGGCAGAGUGUUGAAAUGCGACUCAGAUGGUCUUAAUAAUAAUAUCGAGGAGAGAUUCAACGAAGCAACAGAUUUCAUUCUCGACACUUUUGAGGAGUGGAGUGACAGUGAAUAA